CGUAAAAUAUGGAUGGAAGAAUGGAAAAGUAGAUCUUCAUAAUGAAACAUCACAUUAGUGAACUUAAUUCCAGUAAGCUAGAAGUCAAUAUAAGCGUUCAAAAUGAGUGAAAUCCAACCAAGCUCCAUCUCUGGUGUGAUGGAAGACUGGAAUGGUACAGUGAGAGGAGAGUGUCCCUCAGAAUCUGGUCAUGAGGAUUCUGCUCCCCAGGAGGAGGAUUCUACAACUAGGUUUCAUGUCGAUAGGACACUUAUUCCUUCUGCACAACUCGCAGAAAUGAAUGAAGACAGUGAACUGGGGGAUCUUGGGCUGACUGUCUUCAAUCAAGAAGAAUUUGAGGAAGAUGUAAUGGCUCAGGUAGAUAUGGCCUUGGCUAAAGAAGAGGAAGAACAACAGAAAAAGAAGCUUCAAAAGGAAGAGACAGACAUCAAAUAUGAUAUAGCCAAAGUUAAGAAAGAAGUUGAAACUAUGGAUAAAGUUUUGUCAACUCUGGGAAAUGCAGUGGGAAACAGUCAUGUAAGAAACAGACUAGUCUCUGUCCAGAAUCAGAGAGAAAAUAAGUUAAGUCAACUGAAAACUUUGUAUGCAAGACAACGUGCACUACAGAUCAAGAUAAAUGGGACCUCAGACAUUCCACAGGAUGUUUUUAAACAAGAUGGAGCUGCACUGAACAAGCUACUAGGACUGAGUUCUAAAUCAGAGACAGAAAAAGAAAAGAUGAUCAGACUGGGACAGAUGACUCCUUUUGGAACUGUUGUCUCAUCAUCAACAGAAAAGGAUCCAAAGUUUACAGGGGAGGGUGUGAAUGAGAAUGGAUCAUCAAAGGAAACAAUAAGUAAUAAAGAAACUCAUGAAAGCUCAAAUUCUUCUGUCAGCCAUGGAAUGAUAGACUCACCAGCUUCAACGUCACAAAAUACAGACAGAUCUGAAAACUUUUUUGACUCGAGAGACAAGAAAUCUUACCGGAAUGAUGUGGAGGGGGCAUUUUACAAACACAAUUACAGAAGUAAGAGGAGAUACUCUAGGAUGUCCAGGAAUUUCCGUGAAGAUUCAGCCUUGAGUGAUGAAGAGAACUGUUACUAUGAUGACCCAGAGGGUUACUUGUCAGAGGGGGAUGAGUAUCGACCAGAGGAGGGGGAACUCAUGAGACCAAGCUCCGAGGACUCAGGUUUAGAGGAUGAACCAGACAUAUCAAGUAAUGAUUUACUAAAUUAUUUUACUGGGUGUAAGAAACGGAAGAAAAAGAGUACAAUAAUAAAGCCGAAGAAACCUCCAAAGUAUUUUGUGUCAAAUGAAGAUGAGGACUUUGCUGUUGCAAGCAAAAGGAAAAUUAAUCGAGACAUUGCAGAGCGAAAAGGCAAAGAUGAUGGGGAUGAAGAUUUCUAUCACAGCCGUAUUGAGGAAUUUAACAAACUUGAGAGGAAGAGUUUAAAGAGGGUGGAUACUGGGGAGAUUGAGGAGGAGCUUGAUGAAGAACUGGAGGGAGGGCUCCGAGUACCGGGCAGAAUCUGGUCCAAGUUAUUCAAUUAUCAGAGAGUUGGUGUGAGCUGGCUGUGGGAGCUGCACUGUCAGUCAGCAGGGGGGAUAAUUGGAGACGAGAUGGGACUGGGCAAGACCAUCCAGAUGAUAGCCUUCCUGGCAGCCCUCAGGCAGAGCAAAAUAGUCUCCAAGCACUUCAAAUACCGUGGUUUAGGGCCUACAGUCAUUGUAACACCAACAACAGUUAUGUCUCAGUGGGUUAAAGAGUUCCACAAGUGGUGGCCAUUGUUCAGGGUGGCCAUCCUGCACUCCUCUGGGUCCUUCACUGGGAAUGAGGAGGAGUUGGUACGGAGUAUUGUGAAGGAUAAGGGGGUCCUUAUCACUUCUUUCAGCACCCUGGUCAUCCAUCAGGACAAGAUCCUGCCGUAUGACUGGCAUUACGUGGUGCUUGACGAGGGCCACAAAAUUAGGAACCCAGAUGCUCAAGUAACGCAGGCGUGCAAACAGUUUCGGACUCCACAUAGAAUCAUUUUGUCUGGUUCCCCGAUCCAGAACAACCUGAAGGAGUUUUGGUCCUUGUUUGACUUUGUGUUCCCUGGAAAACUUGGCACAUUGCCAGAUUUCCUGCAGCAUUUUUCAAUUCCUAUAGUUCAGGGAGGAUAUGCCAAUGCCACAGAAAUGCAGGUUCAGACAGCCUACAAAUGUGCUUGUGUGUUAAGAGACACCAUCAAUCCAUAUUUACUGAGGAGGAUGAAAGCAGAUGUCAAAAUUAACCUUCCAAGUAAAAAUGAACAAGUACUGUUCUGCAGAUUGACUGAUGAACAGAGAGACGUGUACCUAGAAUAUCUCCAGUCAAGAGAGUGUCAGGCUAUUCUGGCUGGGAAAUACCAGAUCUUUGCUGGCCUGAUCACCCUGAGGAAGAUCUGUAAUCACCCAGACAUUUGUACAGGUGGACCCAAGCUUUUCAUUGGUGAGGACAGCCAGGGAGACCCAUCCCUGGAGUAUGGCUACUGGAAACGUUCAGGAAAGAUGAUUGUCGUGGAGGCGCUGCUGAAGUUAUGGAAACAACAGGGACACAGGGUUCUACUCUUCAGUCAGAGUAGAGCGAUGUUGGACAUUUUAGAGUCUUUCACACAGAGUCGUAACUACAGUUAUCUCAGAAUGGAUGGUGGUACACCCAUCUCAUCACGACAGGCCAUGAUAACCACUUAUAACCAGGAUCCUUCAAUCUACCUGUUUUUGCUGACCACACGAGUGGGUGGGUUGGGUGUAAAUCUGACAGGGGCCAACAGGGUGAUCAUAUUUGACCCUGAUUGGAACCCAAGCACAGACACCCAGGCCAGAGAAAGGACCUGGAGGAUUGGUCAAACCAAACAAGUCACUAUAUACAGACUCCUGACCUCUGGCACCAUAGAGGAGAAAAUCUACCACAGACAAAUUUUCAAGCAGUUUCUGACCAACAGAGUCUUAAAGGAUCCAAAACAGAGGCGGUUCUUCAAAUCCAAUGACCUUUAUGAAUUGUUUGAACUUGGAAGUAAAGGCAAUAAAGAAGGAACAGAAACGGGAGCAAUCUUUGCUGGAACAGGGUCAGAGGUCAAGAGAUCAGAGGUCAAAGAGAGAGCCAAUCGGUUUGAUGUUCUUCAAGAUAAAAAGAAGGCUGAAGCAGUGAAAGAAGAAGAGGAUGACACAUACUUUGAUGAGAGUGAAAUCAAAAGAAUGAGAGAGCUGGCAAAAAUGCUCAGUUCUAAAUUAAUGAAAUCAAAGUCUUCUGAAAAAGUGCCACACAAUGGUAGUGCCAUAACAAACAAUACUGCAGGUAUCUGUUCAGUGGAAUCUAAGAAUAUUGUUCAUAUGAAGAGUGACAGUUCUGCUCAUGGAUCUGAAGAUUCUAAGGACUCUGUUCAAAGCAGCAUAAUGGAGAGUGAGUUACCAUCCACAAGCAGUCAAGGUUGUUCUCAGAUAUCAGUCAGGCUUGACUCUAAUGACAGGGAUUGUCAUGAUAAACAAAGUGAUACAGCCAAGUCUAGUCCUCAUCACCAAAAAAAAUCAUCAUCUAAAGAUAAAUCUCAUCACAGACACUCCCACCAUAAAAAACAUCACAAACAUCAUAAACAUAAGCAUCGGAAGCGGGUCAGAGAUGCAGAAUUUGAGGGGAAGAAGAUACCUCAUCUUGUUAAACAGGAUGUGUACAAACAGAAUCAGGAGAAGGAGGAGGAAGAGAAGAAGAUCAUGGAUGAUUACGUCCUCCACAAACUCUUCAAAAAAGGUAUAGACACUGCAAUGAAGCAUGAUGUGAUUAUGGAUCCUUCCAAGCAUGACUACAUGAUUGUGGAGAAUGAAGCUGCUAGAGUUGCCAAGGAAGCUGCUCAAGCUCUGAAGAGGUCAAGGUCAGCCUGUAACUUAGCAAUCACAGGACUGCCUACCUGGACUGGCCAAUCAGGGGUCAAAAAGCCAAGAUUUGGACAGAAGAAGAAUAGCAUGUUGAUCGACUCCACAAAGAAACAGGAGACACAACCUACUGCUUCAGUGUCCACUUUGAAAAAAUCUGAUUCAGACCCACCUGUGAAGCAUUUUGAUGGUUCUCUGGUAGGCAACGUGGUGAAAGAUCUAAAAACAGGACAAUCUUCAUCGAGUUCUAUGACUUCUGACCUCUUAUUGAACCAGAUGAAGAAGAGAAAUGAGCUAGUGGCCACAGCCGGUGAUGAAGAGGAGGAUGACAUGGGAGAUAACUCCACAAACCCUGUGAUUGAUUCAGACUCUUACAAACUUAUCUCAGAAAUUAAAAACUUUAUUCUGUUUGGGUGUAGUAUGAUUGGCAAGGCUUCUACUCAGGAGAUUCUGGAUGAGUUCGGCCCGAAGCUUCCUCCUUCCAACUCCUCCUUAUUUAAAGCCAUGUUGAACAAAAUAUGUGUGUUUGAACGAAAUAAUGGCAUAGGAUUCUGGAAACUGAGAAAUGAAUUCCGUUGAAGAUAUAUGUACUUGAGGUUGAAAUGCACAAUCUUGUUUACACCAAAUUACCUUCUUAUUUUCAGGGAGUUCUUUUGCAAUAAUUCUUUAUUUUGAAGUUUGUAUUUUAAGGGUGCUUUGAAACUUUUUAUGAAUGUUUUGCAGGCUUUAUUGGCAUGCAUACACUAUAUUUGUAUGAUAAAAGUAUAAUAUGACUAUCAUUAAAGGAUACCAGGUUGUUUUUUUUCUAAAUGUUAACAAUUACAAGUUAAAUUCAAUUUUGAUACAGAAUUCCAUUGCGAAAUCAGGGAAAAUGCGCAAGUGUUCAUGAUAUGAUAG
Messenger RNA from Saccostrea echinata, 4764 nucleotides. RefSeq names its product DNA excision repair protein ERCC-6-like. Gene Ontology annotation, molecular function: ATP-dependent chromatin remodeler activity; ATP binding. The record is from RefSeq and is a predicted model, not a curated record. Lineage: Eukaryota; Metazoa; Mollusca; Bivalvia; Ostreida; Ostreidae. Bases 103 to 4446 code for a protein of 1447 amino acids. Gene Ontology annotation, cellular component: nucleus. The transcript has 22 exons. Gene Ontology annotation, biological process: transcription-coupled nucleotide-excision repair.